Molecule: messenger RNA, 1984 nt
Organism: Cyclopterus lumpus (lumpfish)
Lineage: Eukaryota; Metazoa; Chordata; Actinopteri; Perciformes; Cyclopteridae
Product: T-cell surface antigen CD2-like
Exons: 7
Coding region: 115-1290 (391 amino acids)
Source: RefSeq, a predicted model, not a curated record
UAAACACACACUCACACACACACACACACACACACAUAUAAAGGCAGUGGUGUAGCUGAGACAGGAAGUAACCUUGAUAAUGUAAAGCGGCUGUUGGUCUUUCUGUUGAGUGUGAUGAGGAGGAGGAUGAAGGUGAAGAUGGCCUCCGUCUCCAGCGUCUCUCUCCUGCUGCUCUGCUGCUCCGCCAUCUCCUCCGCAGGUUCCAAGGAAACGUGCGACUUGUACGCCGCGACCGGCGCCGACUUCACGGUGCCGGUGGUCGCCGCGGUGCACCGGAUGGACACCCUGAUAUGGAAGCACGACGGAGAGUUGAUCUUCUCUCGGAGAAAGGAAAGCACCUUUUUGAAGGGCCGAAAGGAGGACGUUUCUGAAGACGGGUCCCUGAAGCUGACUAACGUGCAGAAGAGCCACGAGGGGAGUUACGUCUCCGAAGUGUUUGACACGGACGGCAAGAAAAAAGGGCCUUUUGAAGCCAAGCAUUUAUGCGUAAUGCACGGAGUCCCGACGCCUUCGGUGACGUCCACGUGCAAUGCGUCCUCAAAAGUCACGUUCACCUGCAAAGUUACACCGAAGGACAAGGACCUCCGAUUCGCGUGGCUUCAGAACGACAAGGUGCUGGAAAAGGAGAAAGGUCCGAUUCUGACCACGUCGCUCGAUCUCGUGAAAACGGAUCCCAUCAGCUGCAAAGUGUCCAACCUCGCCAGCUCCGUGACCAGCGCACCCGUCACGCACGACUGCAAGGCCAACACGUCCUUUUUACCCGAAACACUAUUGGGAAUUAAUACCUGGAUUUUUGUGGGCACCGGAGGAGGCGUCGUUCUGGUGCUGAUCGUCGUCGUCGUCGUUUGCUGCGUCUGCACCAAGCGGAGGAAACGCUUGCGACUGAAGGGUGACGUGUUAUUUAUUGUUGCUUUAACGUGCGGAAAAAUUAAUCUCGACGUAUAUUUGUGUUUUAUUUAUUGCGAUUGCGCGUUUAUUUUUCUUACUCCGCAGAAGAGGGGGAGCUUCGCUUGGCGUGGACCAAUGACGAGGAGCCACAUUGUCAUCCUCCAGGUCAACACCCUCAUCAUCUUCAUCAGCACCCCCAGCAGCCGGCCGGCCACACCGGGCCUCGCCAGCAUCGUCACAGAGCCCCCGACCACGCCAACGCCGACGCUCGCCCUCAGCCCAGCCCCCGAAGAUCUGCACAGGCCACGAGACCACCCGGUAAGAUUGACGAAGAGCAGCCGCCUCCUCUUCCUCAGCCCAGGAAAAACACUGCCAAGACGCCACGAGUGUGACAGCGCGUGAGCGUAGAAAAGUGUCAUGUUUCUUAUUUUUCUAGAAUCCUCUAUUGAUGUUUUAUGUUAAUUCCUUUUAGACUUCGACAGGAAAAGUUUGAUUUUAAUCGGUUGAUAAUCAUAUUUCAGUUUAUUAUGCCUAUUUGUAUAAUAUUGUGUAACUUUUGCUUUUUUUUAAGUCAUCAAAAAUAUUAUAAUUCCACUUUAACUAGUACAUUGUCUUUAAAUUCUCACGAUAUCAAACCAAUUAAGUAUAUUAAUUAUCGGUGAUAAAAUAAUACUUUUGCUGGGGAAGAUCACGAGGUUGCAGAAAGCUCGUAAUUCAAAGAUGCCUCUUAUGUUUAUUUAUUCAGCAUCUCACAUCAGGUUGUAGUUAUUGUUUUCUUCCUCCAUGAUUUUAUUCUCAGACUGCAUAGAAAAAAAAUAUUUUUGUUUGUAUUUGUGUGAAUAAAAGGUAAUUUAUUACCAGAUAAGGUCACAUUUUCUUCACCUGACAAAGUAUAUAAUAAUGAAUCAUUAAUGCUUUAUUUUUUGGAAGCUACAGGUUUGGCUCAUGCAAGGACAGACAUUAACCUCAUCAUAAUGUGAAUAAAUGUAAUUUACAAGGAAACAUAUGAUAUUAGCAUAUUCAAACUAUCUUCUUUUAAUGUAAAAAAAAUUAAUCUGUAAACUGCAUGCGGUGAAAUAAAUUGUGUCAAUUAUGA